ACCAUAAGAUAACGGUCAUAAUCGAAAUUUAGUACGUUCUGUUCUAUAUUUAUUUAAACAGGCUUACAUGUGUUACCUUACAAGUUAAAUUACUAAAGACACGGAAUGCAAUAAUUAGGUAGCACUCACAUCGGCUUAAGAUUAAGCAGUAUUCAAGGGAGUUUAGGCAUGGAACAGCUUGUUAUGAAAGCAAGAGGCAAAAUAAAGCAACUGGUUUUACUGCUCGUAUAUAUGUUACUAGUUGGCACAGAAGCAGAAAUCACCUCUGCAUACUCAUGGGGCGGUGCAGAAAUUACUACCGUUGAUCAACAUACGUAUUCAUUCAACGGUCAUGGAGAAUACACUUUUCUCGAAACAAGCAAUCAAUCACUACAGAUUCAAGCCCGCACUGAUUUCAUGAUCGAAGGAAAUACAGACGCAACGAUAUUCGUCGCCUUCGUUCUUUCAGUUAACCUAAAGAAUGACACAAUUACAAUAGUGUACAACAGAACAGAUAGACUAUUGUAUCUGUAUCAACAUGAUGGAUCGUUGUGGACUAACUCUAAUGGAAGUAAACACCCAGAACCAUCAACUAACAGGGGAUUUAUACUUGUUUGUACUCCUCCAUAUGGUUUUAUUGUAAUGCCAACACAAAGAAUAAGCAUCAGAAAGUUAACCUUUAGCGGACACAAUUUUAUGGGUAUUACUGUCGAUACUUAUGGAAGGGAUGUAGUUGACUUAAAAGGUCUAGCAGGGAACUUGGUUCAAGGAUAUUUUAUUGCCGGAAAUGGAAGCAAAGUCAAAAGUAAUUCUACCGAGCGACAGAUGUUUGAAUUUGGUGAAACAUGGACAGUUUCAGAAAGUGAAAGUAAAUUCAACUAUUCUAUUACUGGAGGUAAUUAUACAUUUUGGAACGGACGCCAUGAUGUGCCGAAAUUCUUACAGGAUAUUGCAGAGAAAGGCGAUCUGCUUCGUUUAUUUGAAGGCUUUUCAGAUGCUAACAUAACACUUUUCAAUGAAACGUGUAGAAAUUCUUGGGACAUGCAGCCUAACAUCCAAUGUCUGGUUGUUAUUGGAACAACAGAAGAUGUUACUCUUGGGCAAGCUGUAAUGAAAGCUGCAGAGGAAAGACACUACAAGUAUUUACUACAACAUAACAAACCUCCACAUUUCAAAAACAAUACCCCGACUUUUCUGAAUGUAACCUUGGGAACCAAUUUAAAGAUACUUGACGUGAAACUGUACGUAACCGACGACUUUGAUGAUCCAGAUGAAAUGACGUACAAUGUUAUAACACAAGUGAAAAAUUACACAUUUAAUAAUGGCAGUUUUACCUGGAAUGUUGGCACAUAUUUAAGAUACAGCGACAGCAGUUUGACAUUCACUGUGAAUGACACGCUAGGAUAUUUAGCGGCAAGACAAAUUAUAAUUUAUUACUGCGGAUGUGAGAACCCGUCACAGUGUGAUUUUAGAUCGUUUAAUAACAAUUCUUCAGCGACAAUACAGAAAGCAGCUUGCAAGUGUCCUGCAUACUCCGGAGGCUUAUACUGCGAAGUACAGUUAGAUCCUUGUAAAGAUUACACAUGUUACGAGAAUAAUUGCAAUGGAUAUUUCAAUCGCAAUAGUCCAGCGUGGCCGUGUGCAGAUUGUCCAGAAGGAAAAACAAACCUGAUCGCUUCCUAUAAACAAACUUGUGAAAAUAUAAACGAGUGUACAGUUGGUCCUAAUCCUUGCGGACAAAUUUGCAAUGACACGGAUGGCUCAUAUAAAUGUUUUUGUAAAGAAGGGUUCACGUUAAAUAUAGAUGGUCAUAAAUGUGAUGAUAUAGACGAAUGCACGUUAACUCCAUCAAAAUGCACAGGAGAGAAUGAGGUGUGUCUGAAUAUCGAAGGAAAUUUUAGUUGCAUUUGUAAGCCAGGAUAUAGCAAGAAAAGUGAUGCAUGCGAACAAGAAGGGGGUUACACAUAUGUUGGACAUAUGUCUUUUACCAUCUUGGUGAACGCUGAACAUGUUUCUGUAAUAAACAAGACUAUUGAUACUUAUCAAAACAGAAAAGACAUCCAAGACAAGAUUGCAGCAGGAUUUAAUAACACGAAGGGGUUUUUGGGUGUGGAAGUUUUCCGAUUGACUUUGUUAAUCCACCAGGGAAAUAAAACAAGACCUCAGGCUGGUCGGUAUGAUGUUCGUGCAGAUUACGUUGUUCACUGGAGAAAUGUAACUGACAUUAAAGAUAUAGAUUCCGAAAAUAUACUGUGUAAUUUGACAUCAAAUGGCAACUGUGACCCAGCAACAACUGACUGUCAGCAACAGAAUGGCACAACGGUUUGCAAAUGCAAGGACGGAUAUGGGAAAUUGAAUCCAUCAGAAAAAUUCUGCAUCGACAUUGAUGAAUGCGCCGAAAACAAAACUGACUGUUCUGGACAUGGGAAUUGUAGGAAUAUGCUUGGCGAUUAUACGUGUGACUGUGAUAAGGGAUUUAUCUUCAACGAAACUAAUAAAUCGUGCGAAGAUUUUGACGAAUGCUACUAUAACUAUACAGUGUGUGGAAACAGAGAGAUAUGCAUAAACACUGUUGGAGCAUUCAAAUGCAUAUGUGCACCAGGAUAUUUUCGUGCUUCGAAAAACGAACCUUGUAAAAUACCAGGCAAGUUGGAAGAUUCUGUUAAUGUAAAGUGCAAUAGCUCACAAUGGGAUAUAAGUAUGGAUAUUGACAUGUUAAAGACGAUUUACCCUGGCAUCAGACCACAUAACAUAUAUUUAGGGGAAUCACAAUGUCACGGAAUACUAGAAGGGUCCAUUCUAAUGUUCAAUUAUAAUAUCAGUAGCUGUAAAACAACAAAAAUGACAUCAGGCAUUACACACAUCUUUAGCAACAAAUUAUUUUAUGUCAUCUUUGAUCCUGUUAUACCGUAUUUAAUUCGUCGACAUAUAUGGACUUUUGCUGUAGAGUGUGAUGUUAUCAGAGGGGGAACGGGGACAUCACAUUUACAUCAUGGCAUUGAAACACAUCAUGCAACAUACGUUCAACAUUAUAAUGUCACUGUGGAACUUUUUAGUGAUCAAAAUUUUCAGCAUCCUAUACAUGGAGGGACCGGAAUUAUCCAUGUAGGAGAGGACGUGUACGUCAAGAUAUCUACGACCAUACCAGAUUGGAAUACAAAAAUGCGACUUCACACUUGUUUUACUAGACCGAAUACAAAUUCGACAAGUGACAUGGAUGUUGUUUUGAUAAAUAAUGGAUGUGAAGUAGACGGAAACACACACAUUAUUUCACAGUCAACACAUGAGACUAGAUUUGUUUUUCAAGAUUUUGAGUAUCUUACAAAUGAUGAAGGGCUAGACAUUUACUGUAACGCAACAUUUUGUGAUUCUAAAGAUUACUCGUCAUGUUGCGUACAGACUUGCCAUCAACGGCCUUCAUUGAUCGGAUGACUGCUUUAAACUGAAGACCAAUAAAUGACAAUUGUUUCGGGCUUUGUUUAUUUUGCUUUCCCCAAACACCCUAUCGUUGUAUCUGUUAUUCAUUUUUGUAUUUUGAAUAUGAUAUGAAUAAAAUAUAUUUUUUGUUGAAUGUUUAAAUCAACCCGUCUGCUCUAUUUGCAGCUGUGCAUGGUUCUCUGACUAUGUUUGUGGUGCUCUGUGCUUCCGGAAAAUCUACUCUUAUCUUUAUUUUUGUGUGAGUGUAAAUAUACGUUAACACCCAUUUGCUCUUUUGUGUAAAAUAUGAUUUUUAUAGAUUAACAUUUGCCUUUGUCUAUGUAAUAUAAUAUCAAAUAAACAAAUAUGUGUGUAUAUUUAAAUUAUUUACGGAAACUAAAUUGAUAAAAUCAAGAAAUAUACAAUUAAACAUUUGUCUU
Mercenaria mercenaria is the source of this 3836-nucleotide messenger RNA. RefSeq names its product mucin-like protein. Gene Ontology annotation, molecular function: calcium ion binding. The coding region runs from base 169 to 3411 and encodes 1080 amino acids. The transcript is spliced from 20 exons. The record is from RefSeq and is a predicted model, not a curated record. NCBI's taxonomy places the organism in Eukaryota, Metazoa, Mollusca, Bivalvia, Venerida, Veneridae.